Messenger RNA from Stylophora pistillata, 337 nucleotides. RefSeq lists its product as uncharacterized. NCBI's taxonomy places the organism in Eukaryota, Metazoa, Cnidaria, Anthozoa, Scleractinia, Pocilloporidae. Gene Ontology annotation, molecular function: G-protein alpha-subunit binding; GDP-dissociation inhibitor activity. Gene Ontology annotation, biological process: establishment of mitotic spindle orientation. The record is from RefSeq and is a predicted model, not a curated record. Gene Ontology annotation, cellular component: cell cortex.
AUGUAAUCCUUCCCUGAUUUUGUUAGCAAUGGCAAAGGUGUACCUUGAGGACGGCGACACAGAGUACAAAAAAGGACACCUUCAGAACGCUAAACACUUCUACACUGAAGGACUUCAAGUCAGCUGCAGCGAUGACCAUUUAAAUGCCGAACUCUACAGCAAAAGGGCAAAAGUGCAUUUCUAUUUGGGAAAUUUCCAAGAAAGUCGAGACGAUGCAACAGUUGCUGUUCAGUUGGCGCCAACUUUGAUGGAAGCCAUAGAAUACGAUGCCGUGUGCGUUUUGUCGGUUCAGACGAAGAAAUACCUCGCUGUAGUAAUUAAAAUACGGUUGAACUAA